Mucor mucedo is the source of this 531-nucleotide messenger RNA. RefSeq lists its product as uncharacterized. Bases 10 to 531 code for a protein of 173 amino acids. Gene Ontology annotation, biological process: regulation of transcription by RNA polymerase II. Lineage: Eukaryota; Fungi; Mucoromycota; Mucoromycetes; Mucorales; Mucoraceae. The transcript has 3 exons. Gene Ontology annotation, molecular function: DNA-binding transcription factor activity, RNA polymerase II-specific; RNA polymerase II cis-regulatory region sequence-specific DNA binding; protein dimerization activity. The record is from RefSeq and is a predicted model, not a curated record. Gene Ontology annotation, cellular component: nucleus.
AAACAAAUUAUGCUAAGAAACCCUACUGAAUACCAUUUGAUGGAAUCCUAUCAAAUGGAUCAAUACCUUUCACCCUUCUUAUCCCACCACCCCUUGGAGGAAAAUUCAAUGUUAAUUCCGCAGCAACAGCAGCAGCAGCAGCAGCAGCAGUUGCCCGAAGACCGGUUUUCGUAUGCGCCUUGUUUAGACUAUCUAUCAUGGAUGGACGUCUACCACCAUUCACCAUCCGAGACAGACAGUCGACAAGACUAUGAAUCUAUUCAAAAAAAUCAUCAGCUCUUGGCUGAAAAGAAGCGUCGUAGAAGAGAAUCUCAUAACGCAGUGGAGAGAAGGAGGCGAGAGAAUAUAAAUGAACGAAUUCAAGAACUAGGCACCAUGUUACCCGAAGCGCAAGAAAAAGAAUCCGUCGUAGGCGGGAAUAAAGGAGCUAUUUUAAGAAAAUCCGUAAAUCAUAUACGAAAUUUACAACGCGAUGUUGCUCUCUAUAAACAACGCAUUCAUGAAUUAGAAUCCCAACUAGCUAGUAUAUAA